UCUCUCCUCGCCUCAGUUCCUCUGUAAUACUUGACUCGAGGUGACGUGCCCACACGCCUCCAUUGCUGAUUCAUGUUAUUGACUUUUUUGAAUUAAAAUAAACUUUCAUACUGUUAAAGUUCAAAGUGAUAGGUAUUCAGUGACGAUGCCGCGUCCGUCGCGUGAGUCUUACGGUGAUCAGAAGCCGCCGUAUUCCUACAUCUCCCUGACGGCCAUGGCCAUCUGGAGCUCGCCGGAGCGCAUGCUGCCGCUGUCGGAGAUCUACCGGUUCAUCACGGACCGGUUCCCGUACUACCGGCGCAACACGCAGCGCUGGCAGAACUCGCUGCGCCACAACCUGUCGUUCAACGACUGCUUCGUGAAGGUGCCGCGCCGCCCCGACCGGCCCGGCAAGGGCGCAUACUGGACGCUGCACCCGCAGGCCUUCGACAUGUUCGAGAACGGCUCGCUGCUGCGCCGCAGGAAGAGGUUCAAGCUGCAGAAGGGGGAGAAGGAUAACUUGAACGCGGAGUUGGCGGCGCUGGCGAAUUUCAACCGCGCGUUCCUGGCUCGGCAGGCGGGCGCGCCGCCGCCGCCGCCGGCACUGCCCACCGCGGCCAUGUACACGCCGGUGUGCCCGCAGCGCAGCCCCGAGCCGGCCGAGCUGGCGGAGAGCACGCUGCUGGCGCCGCGCCCGCGCCGCGCCUUCACCAUCGAGGCGCUGCUGCAGCCCGAGCCGCCGCGCCGCUCGCCGUCGCCGCCGCGGCUGGAGCUGCCGCUGGCGCUGCCGCCCUACCUGCUGGCGGCGCGGCGCUACCACGCCGAGCUGCUGGCGGCCGCGGCGCUGCGGCCCGCCUACCUGCCGCCGCCGCACCCGCUCUCCGUCGCGUGACCCCACGCCGCCUACACUUGCUCAGAUAUCUCGUGCAAUGCUAGAUUGUAAGUACAGACUGUUUACCUACGUGGAUAGUGUAUAUUGAUAUUUAUAAAUUUAGUCUAGGAAUUUUGAUGAUGGUCUUCGAUGAUGAAGUGAUAACAGUGAAUCGAGUUAGUAUUAUUUUUCAUCAAAUUAAAUUAUUUAAAAUAAAAUAAUGCUAAUUACUGUCUUCUUACUUGACUAGUGCAGUUAAGCGCGGGUUACAGCGCAGAAAGUAGAAGUGCGGCGCGCGAGGCCUAAAUGCCCCUGCGGUCGCGCCCGCUCUCACACGUAUGGUUAAACGUAAAUACUGCAUUUAUCACAUUUUGACGUAUAGAAUAUCAUAGUUUGAAUUGUAAAGUAUUUAAAAGUGAUCUCACUUAUGAAUAAAUUAGUAAUGUAAUCGUUAAACCUGAUACAGUCUUAUAUAAAAGCUAUUUGGAUUUCUAGCCUGAUUCCGUCGGGUGUGAAUGUUCUGGUUUCAAAUUAUAUCCUCAUUUCUCAAUGCAUAGUUAAAUAUUUCUUUAUACUUGGAGGGAAAUCAUGACGGAAACACUUUACCGUAAAUAUUUAAUGAAGGUUUCUGUAACUAUUUACUACGAAUAGAUUGUGAUUUGUAUUUAUAAUUGUAGUUUCAAGUAAUGUUAACGACUUCAACAUAAUAAACUAAUCAAUACUUAAGUAAACUUUGUGACUGACUGAGUCACGGCAAUUGUUAUUUAUUCCGAUGUAAUUAAUCAAUGUUAUUGUUUAUAGAACUAUACUUAGAUAGAUACCUCAUUGUAAAUAGCGUUGUAAAUUGUUAUUUUUAUUUACUUGGUAGAAUAAAAUACAAAUUAAUUUAA
Plutella xylostella (diamondback moth) is the source of this 1740-nucleotide messenger RNA. RefSeq names its product fork head domain-containing protein FD4. Gene Ontology annotation, biological process: regulation of transcription by RNA polymerase II; anatomical structure morphogenesis; cell differentiation. NCBI's taxonomy places the organism in Eukaryota, Metazoa, Arthropoda, Insecta, Lepidoptera, Plutellidae. Gene Ontology annotation, molecular function: RNA polymerase II cis-regulatory region sequence-specific DNA binding; DNA-binding transcription factor activity, RNA polymerase II-specific. The record is from RefSeq and is a predicted model, not a curated record.